Parascedosporium putredinis is the source of this 1200-nucleotide messenger RNA. The record is from the annotation of a GenBank genome assembly. NCBI's taxonomy places the organism in Eukaryota, Fungi, Ascomycota, Sordariomycetes, Microascales, Microascaceae.
AUGGAAUCAGUUCAGAAAGAAGAGCAGACGCAAGUCUGGUCUGAGCAUUCCACAAAUGACCUCGCCCUUAUCGCAGAUCAGGAAGAACACGCGACAGGUGUGUUGAUGACGGUGCGGAAGAACCCGACCUUAGUAGGCUGGUGCUUCUUCUCCGUCUUCACUUGCCUCCUGGUUAGCUUCGAAAACCAAGCUGCCGGUCUAGUACUAAGCGUACCAAGGUUCCGUCAAGAUUUUGGGUAUAAAUUCGGCGACGAGUAUGUUCUUGACGCGGCCUGGCAGUCAGCCUUCUUUGGCGGGCCAAUCGCCUCCACCAUCAUUGGGACUCUGGCCUCUGGCUACUUCGCCGACCGACUCGGCCGCAAGCCCCUGCUCAUAGGUGCCGUCGCUCUCUCGUUCGUUGCCGUGGCCAUCGAGUUCAUUGCUGAGACGAAUGCGAUAUCGGUAUUUGUGGCCCAGUUUGCUUUCUCUGCGGCGUCAUUCAUCGGUUCCCUAUUCAUGCCCGAAUCUCCAACCUGGCUAUUGAGCGUUGGCCAGGAUGACAAGGCAGCCCGGUCGCUGAAACGUUUAGGAUAUGCCGAUGCCGACAUCCCCAUGAAGACAGCACAAAUCCGGAAAACUCUGGAGCAAUCUAGGCAAGAAACCGAAGGGUCGACUUAUCUAGAGCUCUUCCGAGGCUCAAACGCGAGGAGGACCGUCAUAUCCAUUAUGCCACUAUCAAUCCAGGCUCUUGGGGGUGUUCUUUAUCGGCUCCUACGCCUCACCGUCAUUCUAAUGCUAUGUGCCGGGCUGGCGGUACAUGGAAGCGCCGGAUCGAUCAAGGGGUCUGUCGCUUUGAUCAUCAUGUACAACUUUUUCUACAACAUAUCGAUUGGCGCAACAGCGUACACAUUGCUUGUGGAAGUGGCCACAUCGCGGCUCAGAGUCAAGACCAUUGCAGUCGGCGUAGCUCUACAGUAUAUUAUAUACACAAUCUGGGCUUUUGUUCUUCCAGUUCUCUUCAAUCCCGACAAGGCCAAUUUAGGUGCUAAAACAGCGUUUAUAUUUGGUGGCCUCAGCAUCUUCUGUCUUGCGUACCUCUGGUUUUAUCAGGUGGAAACUGCCGGCCGGAGUUAUGACGAGCUAGAUGAAAUGUUCAUGAAUGAUGUAAGCGUCAAGGACUUCGGGACAUAUAUCACGGAGGCUCAAAGGAAAGAGAAAUAG